AUGAAUGCGUGCGCAGAAGCUGGGCAGUGGUUAUGGCCGCAGGCGUUGUUGCUGUUCCACGAGAUGGUGGAGGAGAACUUGGAGCCCGAUGCGAUCUGCUACCACUCUUGGCUCAGCGUGUGCGGGAAAGCCCAGCAGUGGCAGCGGGCACUUUCGUCGCUCAGAGAGAUGUGUGACCAUAUGCUGAUGCCCGAUACCAUCUGCUACUGGAACGUCAUGGUUGCGUGCAAGUGUGGCGGGCAGUGGCAGCAGGCUCUGUCGCUGCUCGGCGAGAUGCGCGACAAGGAAUUGGAGCCAGAUGUUCCCAACUACAACGCUGGGGUAAUCGCGUGUGAGAAUCAGGGGCAGUGGCGACAGGCUCUGUUCUUGCUCAGCGAAUUGCACUCAGCCGCUGUGCUGCAGUCACUGCUCUGCAGCGCUGAAUGGCCUCGCACAUCUUUCCUCCUCCUCCUCCUCCUCCCCUCUCCUCCUUCCUCCCUCAUCCCCCCACCCCCCUGUCCAUCGCAGCCGACACUGGCGCCAUCACCCAACCUCUGA
Molecule: messenger RNA, 537 nt
Organism: Prorocentrum cordatum
Lineage: Eukaryota; Dinophyceae; Prorocentrales; Prorocentraceae
Source: the annotation of a GenBank genome assembly